Molecule: messenger RNA, 1265 nt
Organism: Arachis ipaensis
Lineage: Eukaryota; Viridiplantae; Streptophyta; Magnoliopsida; Fabales; Fabaceae
Source: RefSeq, a predicted model, not a curated record
GAAGUGAGAAAAACAAUGAGGUCCCUAAUGGCCUCUUCUCUCAUCCUUGCAUUGGCAAUGCUUUCUUCUCUAAGCUUGCAAAUCUCCGCUGAUAACUACCUCUACUCAUCACCCCCACCACCCAAGUCUCCGCCGUACCAUUACUCCUCCCCUCCUCCGCCGCCUAAGAAGGCACCUUACUACUAUCACUCUCCACCACCACCCCCUAAGAAGCCUUACUACUAUCAUUCUCCACCACCACCGGUGUCUUCACCUCCACCACCCUACUACUACCAUUCUCCACCUCCGCCGGUGUCUUCACCACCACCACCAUAUUACUACCAUUCUCCUCCUCCACCACCUAAGAAGCCUUACUACUACCAUUCUCCACCUCCACCACCAAAGAAGCCUUACCAUUACUCAUCACCACCGCCGCCGCCAUACCAUUACUCAUCUCCUCCACCACCACCAAAGAAACCCUACAAGUACUCAUCACCACCACCACCACCACCGGUUCACAUUUACCCCCCUCACCCACACCCUCAUCCUCAUCCUCAUCCACACCCACACCCAUAUCCACACCCUCAUCCUCACCCAGUGUACCACUCUCCGCCACCACCAAAGAAGCCUUACACGUACCCAUCUCCUCCACCUCCGGUCCACCACGUACACCCUCACCCAGCGUAUCACUCUCCUCCACCGCCCUACAAGAAGCCUUACAAGUACUCAUCUCCUCCACCACCGCCAUACAAGUAUCAGUCUCCACCACCACCACCACACUACGUUUAUGCAUCUCCUCCCCCUCCUUACCACUAUUAGAUAACUUAGUUUAGCACUCUUGGGUAUGAGGAGAGAAUAUAUAAAUAUGUGAAAAUAAAGAAAGCGAUAGAUGGGGAUUGAAGAGGAAUGAAUGAAGAACACACAAGAAGAGAAGAAGAUUAUUAUGCAAUUGCAAUGGAAGCAAAGUUUCCGCGUUUGGGCUUGCAUAAUAAUAACAAUAAUAUAAGGCGUUAGUUUUAUUAUAUGUUUCUAUCAUAGGAUUGGUUCAAGUCAUUUUCUAUGCUUUUGUUUAAUUUACGAAUUAUGCUUUGUAUUUUCUAUUUUGACAGUUGUAAAGCACUGCUGCUUAUAUAUAUAAAAUUAUGGAUGAUGUGUGAUGGUCCAUGCACGCUUUCCUGUUACUCAAUAGGACAAAUGCAUGCAUUGUAGUUUUCAACCUCUGCUGCAUUUUGCAGGGGGUUGUAAAACUAAUUAUAUGUCAAAAUUAAAUAAAAUCUAUUCUCCCA